Messenger RNA from Scutellospora calospora, 124 nucleotides. Lineage: Eukaryota; Fungi; Glomeromycota; Glomeromycetes; Diversisporales; Gigasporaceae. The record is from the annotation of a GenBank genome assembly.
CAAAUUUAUUAAUUAUAUUAACCUACAACAAAAACAACAAAGUAAUGAAAGUAUAACAGCAAUUUCGGAUAAUAUUACGAUUGAAGACAUAGCAAAAGAGUUAAAUUCAAUUAGUAUGAAAUGA